GGCCCGGAACCUGGGUUUUGCGGUCCUGGUCCUGCCUCCCCGAGGUUACCAGGACGUUUGACCUGAUUCAGCUUCUCGGGUUUCCACGGGCCGGGGUGGAAGAAUGAGCCCUUUUCUCUCCUAGAGGAUCCCGUUCUGGGAUGGUUUUUUUGUUUGCGGUUGGUCUUGGUUUCGUUUUGUUUUGCUUUGCUUUUUUUUAACGGUCGUAUUCCUUUUCUUGCUUCCUGUGGUUUGGCACACCAGGUUCCCCCGAUUUUUACCCCUUUUCUGGGGAGGAAGAUACCUUCCCAUCGGUUCCUUACCUUCCCUUUGCAGUCAUUCCGGGGAACCAUCAACUCGAAUAGGACUUGCACACCUGGCGGUUUUGAGGUGGCCGCGAGGAGGAAGUAUUAAGCUAAUGCGUCCCCUCCGGCUCGUCCACCUCUAAAAGGAAGGGGUGCCCUCAGUGUUCUAGUAACUUCUAGAUGGUUAAAAUUGUACUUGGAAGCAAUGUGCAAGAGUGAGUUCUCAGUUAAGGCCUACAAGUACCCUCUGUUUCUCGCACAAUUAAUUGUAAGACGUCUCUUGUCUUGGAGCAGGAUUGUGGUGUGUGGGUUUUUUUUUUUUUUUUUUCUUUCUCCUUUUUUGGGUGAUUCACUGGUGGCGAUACCAAUCACAUGAUCUUUUCAGUGGGAAAGACUGAUGAGACGCCUGUUAGUUUGAUUCUUAGAGAUAUUUAGAUCUUGUGGGGCGGAUCCGCGGCCGAAUGCAACUUUAAAAGUGGUUGCUAGGUUUCGGGUACAUUCCAGAACAGCAUAUUUAUGACACUUUUCCCAGAGGGAGUUCCUUUUGGAGGGCAGGACAUACUUGAGUAGCUGAAGUUGUGUAGUUCGUGGUAGGGAUACGUUCAGAAGUUACUUGUUUUCUCUGGGCAUAACUUUGUGCAAACUAAUGGAAGCGUUUUAUAAGUUUUCUAGAACAUUUGGUUAUUCCACAUUCAUUGCAUUUUUUUUUUUUAAUUAAAAAGCUUACCCUUGAAAUGUUCAUGGUGCUUGCACAUUGAGUUCAGCCCUCUGCGCACUGGCCAGCGUGGGGAAUUGGUAAUGGCUAAUGGGUCUUAGGUCACUGGCUUGAAUUUCGUGUUUCCUAUGGUGGUGAUAGAUUACCACUUAGAUAAAAAUCUGGUGGCUCCUAUACAACUCCUAUAACUACAUUUUACUUCAAACUUUUAUUUUUGGAACUUGACUUUUCCAAAUGUUCAAUAAGCUUCAAGUAUAUUGUAACACAAAGGUAUUUGAGAAUAGGAAAGGGCCAACUUUUAAUCCUAGCUUUGGCCACAUGACCAACAAAAAAAAAAGGUGCCCCCUCUGGAAACCGUCCCCAAGAGGAGAUAGUGUCUGCAGUAGCUCCCCUCACCGCUGGUUUCACCCCCCACGGUGGUCAGCUGGGGUCCGGAAGCUGGUGAUCUUCCUGACACCGCGUCAGAAGGUCGUGGUAGCCUUGAUGCCGCGUCCCAGCUCCUGCGUCGUUUACCCCACAUCACCUCGUUCAUCACCUCAUUCAUCGCGUGCGUGUUUUAUCAUCUCCCGUCAUCACAAGGAAAAAGAUGGCAAAGCCUUUCAUCCCACUUACGAAGAAAAACUGAAGCUUGUGGCACUGCAUAAGCAGGUUCUUAUGGGUCCAUAUAAUCCAGACACUUGUCCUGAGGUUGGAUUCUUUGAUGUGUUGGGGAAUGACAGGAGGAGAGAGUGGGCGGCCCUGGGAAAUACCUCGAAACAGGACGCCAUGGUAGAGUUUGUCGAGCUCCUGAACAGGUGUUGCCAUCUCUUCUCCACGUACGUCGCGUCCCACAAAAUCGAGAAGGAGGAGCAAGAAAAGAAAAGGAAGGAGGAAGAGGAGCGAAGGCGGCGGGAAGAAGAGGAGCGAGAGCGGGUGCAGAAGGAGGAGGAGAAGCGCAGGAGAGAGGAGGAGGAGCGGCUUCGGCGGGAGGAGGAAGAGCGGCGGCGGCUGGAGGAGGAGCGGCUGCGGCUGGAACAGCAGAAGCAGCAGAUCAUGGCGGCGCUGAACUCGCAGACGGCCGCGCAGUUCCGGCAGUACGCGGCGCAGCAGUACCCGGGCAGCUCGGAGCAGCAGCAGCUCCUGGUGCGCCAGCUGCAGGAGCAGCACUACCAGCAGUACAUGCAGCAGCUGUACCAGGCGCAGCUGGCCCAGCAGCAGGCGGCGCUCCAGAAGCAGCAGGAGGUAGCGGUUGGGGGAGCCGCUUUGCCUACGCCGGCAAAGGUGACCGCAGCUGUGCCGAGUGAUAGGACGUCGGUUAACGGACAGGCCAAAGCCCACACGGACAGCUCCGAGAAAGACCUCGAACCGGAAGCUGCAGAAGAAGCCGUGGAGAAUGGACCAAAAGAAUCUCUUCCAGUAAUAGCAGCUCCGUCCAUGUGGACACGACCCCAGAUCAAAGACUUCAAAGAGAAGAUUCGGCAGGACGCGGACUCCGUGAUUACAGUGGGCCGAGGAGAAGUGGUCACCGUUCGCGUCCCCACCCACGAAGAGGGAUCGUAUCUCUUUUGGGAAUUUGCUACAGACAAUUAUGACAUUGGAUUUGGGGUGUACUUUGAAUGGACAGACUCUCCAAACACUGCUGUCAGCGUGCACGUCAGCGAGUCCAGUGACGACGACGAGGAGGAGGAAGAGAACGUCAGCAGUGAGGAGAAAGCCAGAAAGAACGCCACCAAGCCCCUGCUGGACGAGGUCGUGCCUGUGUACCGGCGGGACUGUCACGAGGAGGUGUAUGCCGGCAGCCACCAAUACCCAGGGAGAGGAGUCUACCUCCUCAAGUUUGACAACUCCUACUCUUUGUGGAGGUCAAAGUCGGUCUACUACAGAGUCUAUUAUACUAGAUAAAGAUGGUGUCGCGGAGUCUGGAGUCUAGGGUUGGGCAGAAGACGGCACUUGGUUCGGAAUUUCUUUUGACUUUUGUGGAGCAUCGCAGUCAGCGUCUCCCCUUUUGAUUUCGGUCUGAUGGUCCGUGAACUCUCGUCGGGACUCAGGGUUUCCUUGAGACUCUAGCGUUAAUCCUCUGGGGUUAGAGGGAGUCCUCGGACCCGUCUGGCCCUUGGGUGCCGACCGGCAGGGUCGCUAGUGGAUGCAGAAGUUACGCGAGCAACGUGUGAAAUCUAUAAGGUCUCCGAAAUAAAACCUCCCCACGUUGACCCCACCCGGCUGACGGUGAGUCCGUUGCUGCCCGCUGCACGCGGUUGACGAGAGCCCGUGGUCACGGUGACCUCGGAUCGGAAAUCCUUACGUUCGCAGUCUGCCUGAGGUGCAGCUGACUUGGACGAAGGUCAUCGUUUUGAAAUGAAGGUCAUCGUUUUGAAAACUUACAGACUCAAGACCCCACAGGUUAUAAUAGAAAAGUUGCCUCGAUUCGCUUUUGUUCUGAACGACCCAGAUUGUCUUUGCUUUGAGUACGGCCGUCUAGUUCAGAGGCCUGUUACAGAGAAUUAUUUUCCGAGAUAAUCUUAACGUUCAAAGCCGAUUGGUAAUUGAACCGUCAAGACACACAACACCUCAGAGGUCCAUGUUGUUAGCAGGCCUCUGCAAACUCGGGUCCUUUUCUCUCCCUCCGGGACUCCCCCCUACCGGUGACAAAGCAGAAUUAAUUCAUUUUUGUCUCGAUUUGGCUUUGUAGAGCAUCUCAAAUUGAACCUGUUUUCUACACGAGCAUAUAGUUAGGGGGUUUUGUAAACUCAAAUUGACACCUACUGAAUUAAAGUAUGUAAAAUCACUUCAGUACAAUUGAGUGUACGGGGAAUAACGUUGCACUAAAAGGAAAUCACUGCCAGAGACAGUCCGUUUUCCUCUCCUGUGUUCAUGCUUAGGCACGAACCCUACCCAGUUCCGGUGGGGAAUCGCGUACUGGAGAGAAUUGGAAAAACAGAUGCCCAUGCUUAAAUUGUUCUAUAGCUUUAAUCUCAUUAUGUCUUUGUAGAUGGGAAGAGGACACCUUCGUGUCCCUUACCGAGAACAUAUAUGGAUAAACAGCCGCAAGUUGGUAGAAGUGAUGGACUAGCGUAGAGAUUCUUGUUUUCAGGAGGGAGGGUGGUGUAGAUAGAACGUGACUGAGACGGCACUACACACGAAACGUUACUGGAUGUUGUUACUGAAAUACUUAGAUUUUUAGAUUUUUAAAACUUCAGAUCUUAAAUCACUUCUUGUAGGAGGGUCUCCGUUGAUUAAGCUGCGUUCUAUACAGUUCACUACACGAGGGGCUGUUUGUCGUGUGUGCGUUUCUUUUCUGGUUUUUAAUACCUGGUUUUGUACAUACCUAACCCUCUUCUCUUUCGGUUAUUCGGAAACUGGAUUAUUUUCUCCUCUGAGCAGUGCUUGAUUUGUGUUCUUUAAUUUGGAUUCACUGGUUCCAGCUCAAAGACGUCCACACCGUUCUGUCCAGAACACGUUCAGGCUGUCCAUGCGCGUGCGCGUACGUACGGUAGAGGAACCAUGGGGUUAGGCGCUUCUUGGCUUUUUUUUUUAACGAGAAAAUAUUGUAUUUAAAAUGUAAAAUAAACUUUUAAAAAGCAGGCACUAAUAUAUAUUUCUUCCAGCCUUUGAGUACAGAUUUGUUCUUGCCCAUGUUAAGAUAAAUCGUCUUCUGAAAAGACCCUCGUUCUCGGGAGCAGUUUAUGUCACUUUACGUAGCGGUGGUUCGUCAUGUGCUCACGUCAGAACAUUUUUGGUUUUAGACUUUUCUAUUGCCUUUGGCUGUUGAUUAGUACAGUACAAGUGCGAUUUCAAAAAGAUCUUGAAAAUAAUAUAUUUAAUCAAUUAAAAUGUUUAUCUGUAA
This is a messenger RNA of Prionailurus viverrinus (fishing cat), 4822 nucleotides long. RefSeq names its product acyl-CoA binding domain containing 3 (gene ACBD3). NCBI's taxonomy places the organism in Eukaryota, Metazoa, Chordata, Mammalia, Carnivora, Felidae. Gene Ontology annotation, molecular function: fatty-acyl-CoA binding. The transcript has 9 exons. The coding region runs from base 1234 to 2880 and encodes 548 amino acids. Gene Ontology annotation, cellular component: Golgi membrane. The record is from RefSeq and is a predicted model, not a curated record.